Molecule: messenger RNA, 3559 nt
Organism: Oryzias melastigma (Indian medaka)
Lineage: Eukaryota; Metazoa; Chordata; Actinopteri; Beloniformes; Adrianichthyidae
Product: sorting nexin-1
Exons: 15
Coding region: 90-1664 (524 amino acids)
Biological process (GO): intracellular protein transport; early endosome to Golgi transport
Cellular component (GO): endosome; endosome membrane
Molecular function (GO): phosphatidylinositol binding
Source: RefSeq, a predicted model, not a curated record
CCUUAACCGGUAGGUGUCGCUGCAGCCUCUGCUCGUUGUCACACGCGUCUUUUCCGGUCGAGGCGUCAGUGGCUCCCACAACACAGAAUAUGGCGACCAGCUCGGAUCGAAAUCCACCUCCUUUCCCCGCAACAGAUGAGCCCAAACCCGGACUGUCUGACCUGCUGGAUGGGGACAGCGACGAAGGCGAUGACAUUUUCGUCAGUAACAGGACAAACCCGGUAUCAGUCAGUCGAGGAGUCUCCCAGCCCGAGCGGGUCCGUGAAGAGCCUGGAGACCUGUUCAGCCAGGAGGAGGCCGGCCCCAACACUGCCAAGUCAAACGGGGUCAACUCUGAUGAUGACAACGACCUGUUUGCGGAGGCACAAUCAGAUCUCAGCUCAAACACGCCCAGCAGCGCCGCGCGGCCGGACAUCUCCACUUCCUCUGGUCCUCGGCCCGCCUCCUCGUUCCCUCAGAACCCCGCCGCUAUGCAGCACACCUCUUUGGAGCAGUUAGAGGAGGAAGAGGCCAAGGACAGCUUUGAUGUGGACGUUGCCGUCACAAACCCGGAGAAAGUCGGUGAUGGUAUGAACGCCUAUGUGGCCUACAAAGUCUUCACCCGGUCUUCCUUGCCCAUAUUCAAAAGUAAAGCGUUCUCCGUUAGAAGGCGUUUCAGCGACUUCCUGGGUCUGUAUGAAAAGCUGUCAGCCAAACAGACGCUCCACGGCUGCAUCAUCCCACCGCCGCCUGAGAAGAGUGUCGUAGGAAUGACUAAAGUGAAAGUGGGAAUGGACGACCCGUCAUCUCUGGAGUUUGUGGAAAGAAGAAGAGCUGCUCUGGAGAGGUAUCUACAGAGGGUGGUUUCUCAUCCGUCUUUGCUGCAGGACCCUGACGUUCGUGAAUUCCUGGAGAGAGACGAUCUCCCCAGAGCGGUGAACACCCAGACUCUUAGUGGAGCGGGAUUUCUCAAAAUGAUCAACAGAGCGUCUGAUGCCGUCAACAAGAUGACCAUCAAGAUGAAUGAGUCGGACACUUGGUUCGAGGACAAGCUGCAGGAGGUUGAGGCUGAGGAGCAGCAGCUGAGGAAGCUUCACGCCGUGGUAGACUCGCUGGUCAAUCAUCGGAAAGAGUUGUGUGGAAACACGGCAAUAUUUGCCAAAAGCAUGGCCAUGCUGGGGAACUCGGAGGACAACACGGCGCUGUCGCGGGCCCUCUCCCAGCUGGCAGAGGUGGAGGACAAGAUGGAGCAGCUGCACCAGGAGCAGGCCGCCAGUGACUUCUUCAUCCUCGCAGAACUGCUUGCUGACUACAUCCGCUUACUGGGUGCUGUGCGGGGUUGUUUAGACCAGCGCAUGAGGGCGUGGCAGCGAUGGCAGGAAGCUCAGAGCACACUCCAGAAGAAGAGGGAGGCGGAGGCCAAACUGCUGUGGGCCAACAAACCCGACAAACUGCAGCAGGCCAAAGACGAGAUCACAGAGUGGGAGACGAAGGUCACUCAGUACGAGCGAGACUUUGACAGGAUCGGGAUGAGUGUCCGCAAGGAGUUCCUCAGAUUUGAGAAAGAAAAAGCGAAGGACUUCAAGAGCCAGAUAAUCAAAUAUUUGGAGGCGAUGAUGCAGUCUCAACAGCGGUUUAUAAAGUUUUGGGAGGCGUUCCUGCCUGAGGCGAAGGCGAUAGCUUAAUGAAGGAGAUGAUCUCUUUUGAAGAACACUUUACCUCUUUGCUAGGAGCUGAGAGGACAAUGUAGAAACACAGCAGAAACUUCCAUCCUUUUAUUGCCUCCUAACUUUGUAAUUGUCUUCUUGUACAGAACUUUUGAUAAUAAGCUACCACUCUCUUCCUGACACCUUCAUCUUUUAGCGCUAGAUUUAAAAACUCUUAAAUGCGGGCGACUGAGAUUAACUUGGACACGUUGUAUGCUAAACUCACCAUCAUGUCGUUGUGGAAUUAAUAUGUUUGUUACUUAAAACAGUGUGGAUGUCUAACAAUGGAGGUCGCAGUUUACAUGGGGAUGUUCUGGAUGUUUCUCCACUAAUGCUGCGUACACACCGGGAACGUGUCGAGGUGCUUCCACAACGACCACGUCGACUUGUGUUUAAGUGGCCACUUUCAAUGAAAAGUCGAUGCAAACGCGCUCACCUGUUUUCCUGGCUUCCUGCAUCAGGUUUUUUAGUCGAGUCGAGAGCUCUACUCACAAAUCAGGCACACAUUGAGCACGCGCUGAAUGUUCAACCCGGUUGAACAUUUUCAACGUGGAACUGUGACCAAUCAGGGACUGAGCUGAUAGAGACAUGUUUGGGGCGUCCGCUUCAAAACACGGAAGUGCCAAACAUGAUCACAAAGACGAAAUUAAUAAUUGCAGUUUGUGCCCGGUUGGAUUAAUAUAACCCAGACAUACAUUUAAGGACAAAGAGUUGUGAAAACAAAAGAUUUGCGAGAUUUGACUUUUUGCUCAGAGAUUCUCCUUGUUGUAGUUGGUGGAUGAACAGUAGAAAUGCAGUAGAAGAAGAAUCCCUUCCCUGCUGCUACCUGCGUUUGUAGCGCUGGUUCAAUGUAGGAAGAUUGGGAACGUAUGUGAGUUCAGGAACGUGUCCCUAGCACACAUACUUAAUGUUGGAAGAUUCUUUGAGCGAAAUGUCAAAACUGUGCAAAUCUCACGAAAAUUGUUCCAGGAUUUUCCUUUCACCGGAUUUUUUCCACAGCUCUAUUCCGAUAUUUAAAAGACUUUUUCAUAGAAUUCUGGCCUGGCACACACCUGUGUGACUUAUUUCUCCCCAUGAUCACCUUUCAAACUGUUGACUAACGUGAAUUAAAAUGAACGCCAUCCAUACGUCACCAUUACAUCCGAGCCCCUGAUUUGUCAAAGUUCAACAGAAUUUCUCUCAACACGUGUUCAGUGGGUUUGCGUUGAGCCUGAAAACGUUUUUAAAAAUGUGCGUAGUUGCGUGGGAGUUUUGACACGUUUACAUAGUUUUUAUUGGAAGUGAUCGCUUGACUGUUCGUGUUGCGGAGGUCGAUGUGAACGCAGCAUAAAAGGUGUAACUGAUGGAAGCUUUUUAGAUGGUGCGAUGUGCAAAACUGAAAAACUUUAUUUAAAAGAAUAUGACACUACUACUGAGUGUCACGAACCUUCAGAAGGUGUUCCAGUGCAUUGUAGUUUCGUCUGGCCUUGCUCUGACAAAAAUCUUGUGAAAGUGCCGACUGAAGGUCAGAUUGUGAUGAAAGUUGAGCUGUCAGGUUGCAGUGAGUCACAAUGUAAUCUUUUUUCUGUUACAGCAUAUUUACAAGUAUCACAAAAACAGUAUUAUAAGUCGUUUUCUAUAACGGUGUCCAGAAUAUAACUUGAAUCCUGCAGAGAGUUCUGGACAUGGAUACAUGUACAGAUACUGUUUUACUUCACUUAUGAACUUUUUGAUAAGUUUAUUGUAGACAUGAAGAAGCAGAAAGUGUUGUGCUCCCUUAUAGUUUUUUCUUAAUCAGCUUUGUAUGUGUAGUCCUGUCGUGUCAUCUUAAUGUGAGAAUGUACUUUAUUUUUGUAACCACUUUGCAUUAGUAAAACAUUUUCAAAGAAAAUUAA